GCCAGACUGCAGACCCCUUGUUCCCGUCCUGAUUGGGAAUUAGUGGCGAGCACGCAAUUGUCCAAAAUUUGACGUAGAGCGGCCCAGCAUUUCAAAGCACAACGCCGCGGCCGGCGAUGUGGAUGUAGGCAGAGGGGUGGGUAAGUCGACAUUUCCUGUUUCCUUUUGUCUUCCGCUACGAUCUCAAAAAGACUCCAUCUUGAUCUCGAGUUUUCGUGGAACCAGAUCUUGCACAAAGUGAACCUCGAAGAAAAGCAAUCAUACCGCAAGUGGCGAGUAUACUAUCCUACGCACACAAAUCCACAAUGGCGUUCAGGAACCGGUCAAGCUCGUCAGAGACAGAAGCAGAGUCUGGGUAUGCCAGUGGAUCAUCGACACAAUCGUUACCGGACAUAUACUUCACUCGGCCGCACUUGAAGUUCAUCAACCAGCAACUGUCGAAGUUAGAGCCGGUCGAUGUGCUGAAGUGGUGCCUUACAUCACUCCCGCAACUGUGGCAGACGUCAGCCUUCGGAUUGACAGGCCUUGCGAUCAUGGACAUGAUCUCUAAGCUUGAUUAUGCCAUCAAGCCAAACAUCGAACUCAUAUUCCUCGAUACACUCUACCACUUCUCGCAAACGCUAGAUCUUGUUGAGCGAGUGAAGGGACGGUAUCCCGACCUCAAGAUCCACACGUACAAGCCGGAGGGUUGCGAGACGACCGCGGAUUUCGAACAGAAGUUCGGCGAGCGGUUAUGGGAGGCAGAUGAAGAGCGUUAUGACUACGUAGCCAAAGUUGAGCCGGCGCAGAGAGCAUACCGUGAGCUUGAUGUCAAGGCUGUCUUGACUGGCCGAAGAAAGUCGCAGGGUGGGAAGCGUGGCGAUCUGGACAUCAUCGAAAUAGAUGAUCAGGGCGUAAUCAAGGUCAACCCGCUCGCCAACUGGACCUUUAAGCAAGUACAGGCGUACAUCAAGGAGAAUGAUGUCCCAACCAACGACCUUUUGGAUCAAGGUUAUCGGUCUGUUGGUGACUGGCACUCUACUCAGCCAGUGACGGAGAGCGAAGACGAACGCGCUGGUCGAUGGAAGGGCCGCCAAAAGACUGAGUGCGGCAUCCACAACAAGCGUUCGCGAUACGCCAUGUUCCUGCAAGAACAAGAAGACCAGCGGCAGCGGGAGCUCAGCGAGGCCAUUCAGAACGGCCUGAAGAUUGAAGCUACCUCAUAGUGAUGCCUUUUGAUUUCCGUUUGGUUCACCACUGGCGCCGGACAUGUUACGCGAUCGAUGGUGAUUGGCUUACUUGUGUAGUGCAGUUUUAGCAUUGGCGUUGGGUAUGGGGAUACCUAUCUACCUUACGAAGAAAAGCAGGCAUUGCAUUGGCAUUAGUGGGUGGCUUGAUAGACGCUUGAACAGUCCCAUCUAUAUGCAGCAAAAGCUGCCGUACCGACAUAUCUAGCACCAUUGUCUCCUGUCGGCUCCAUCGUCUCAUGUAUACCCCGGCCUCACAUUCGUGAAAUUCUGUCUACAAUGGUGACUAUCGUACCGCUGAGUCCCUGCUCUUGGUAUAGAGUUGGCGAAAUGCAUGGCGUAAGG
Molecule: messenger RNA, 1571 nt
Organism: Baudoinia panamericana UAMH 10762
Lineage: Eukaryota; Fungi; Ascomycota; Dothideomycetes; Mycosphaerellales; Teratosphaeriaceae
Exons: 1
Coding region: 306-1205 (299 amino acids)
Cellular component (GO): cytoplasm
Molecular function (GO): phosphoadenylyl-sulfate reductase (thioredoxin) activity
Source: RefSeq, a predicted model, not a curated record